CAGAUCCAAAGAUGCAGUUGCCCUGCUGUUCAACUUAAAAUCAGUUGCAAUGUAACUUUCUUCACAAUUCCCAGUACCCAUUGACAUUUAAUUUAAGGUUGAGUACAUUCUUUUUCAAUUCCAAUUUAGCUUUAGUGAUCUUCCUUUCUUUUGAGUUUGGAAUUAUUGGUGACCUGAGUCAGGGCCGGGGUUGGGAUUCCAUUAUUGCUGAUUUUUGGGUAUCUCAAAUCUUGUUCUAAUUGUUUAUUUAUUAUCUAAAUUGGGUUUUUACAGUUUAAACAAGUCAAUAUCAUUAUUAUGUUUAUGCUAGUGUCUUUUGUAGUUCCUGCAAUGGAUUUGGAAAAUGUGGCAGAAAGGGCACCAACAUCAUCGGUUUGAAAGAGGAAGAGCUCAACCUUGCUUCUUUUUAAAUAUAGCAGUAACCAGAGCCUCUUUUACAACGGGGUACAUAUCUCUAGCAUUUCUUAGCUUUGUGCUGUAUACUCAGUUUGUCAGAACUGUUCUCUGCAUGAUGGCAUGGAAGAAGAUAAAGAUUAUGGAGAAUCAUGCACAGGGAAAAAGUCAGGUGUCGUAUUGGUUACGUAUCAGCAAUGCUUAUAGAUAUAUAGACUUUGCAUUAUUCGCAAGACUUCCAAUGAGUAUCUAUCAUAUUUAAUGUUCGCUAUUGGUUAAAUAGUUAAGGAGUUCUGUGCAUAUCAAUUUUUUUAUUGUUCUAGAUUAUAUUUUUGUAAUUCACAAUCUUGUCGGUAUUCAUUGUAAUUUACUUACAUUCAAAAGUAACAAUUAAAGGGGCUUAGAAAGGCUUUUAUAUGCCGAUUUAU
Molecule: messenger RNA, 821 nt
Organism: Fragaria vesca subsp. vesca
Lineage: Eukaryota; Viridiplantae; Streptophyta; Magnoliopsida; Rosales; Rosaceae
Exons: 2
Coding region: 344-655 (103 amino acids)
Molecular function (GO): heme binding; iron ion binding; oxidoreductase activity, acting on paired donors, with incorporation or reduction of molecular oxygen
Source: RefSeq, a predicted model, not a curated record